Centruroides sculpturatus (bark scorpion) is the source of this 812-nucleotide messenger RNA. RefSeq lists its product as uncharacterized. Gene Ontology annotation, cellular component: cytosol. Gene Ontology annotation, molecular function: protein binding. Gene Ontology annotation, biological process: neurogenesis. The record is from RefSeq and is a predicted model, not a curated record. The coding region runs from base 21 to 680 and encodes 219 amino acids. The transcript is spliced from 2 exons. Lineage: Eukaryota; Metazoa; Arthropoda; Arachnida; Scorpiones; Buthidae.
UCAAAAUUUAUUUAACAUAUAUGGAUCAAAUAACAGUAUAUUGCAAGGACCAACGACAAAUCAAUUUCUCGAAAUUCGUAUUAUGUGAACAUAGCGAUAAAAUAAGAAUGAUGUUACGUCGUUAUUCAAAUAUAUCAUCUGUCUCUCUUUACUUACCAUACUCGUCGGAUGUUUUGAAACAAAUCAAGGAAUAUCUGGAAGAAGGACGAGAAACCAUAAAAUCAAUGGCCAAUGCAACGGACAUAUUCUGCAUAUGCAAACGAUUAGGCCUAGGAAAUUUAAAUCAAGCAUGUCGAGAUUUCAUGACCGAUCCGUCAAGAAUUAAAAACUUGUGUUAUGUAUAUGACUUAGCAUGCCAACAGAUCGAUGGGAGAUUAGAAUAUUUAUGCUGGAAUAUAUUUAAUUCGAAAUGGCAGGAAAUUUUCUCAUCGGACGAAUGGCUGAACUGUGAAGCAACAACUAUGGAUAGACUCGUUCGCAGGCCAAUAAAUCGAUUUAUUGAGGAAGCAGAUAUUUUCUCAAUAGUUUUAAAAUGGGCCAAGAAAAGAAUUAAUAAUGAAAAUUCUCUAAGGCAGGUGCUGAAACCAUUCCUUCAAUACAUAAGAUUUCUGACAAUGCCAGAAUGGUUUCUGGAAUCUCAAGUAUUCGUUGAACCUGUCUUAACGGACGUAGAGAGCUAAAACGGUUCGUGAAUAAUAUGUUCCGGCUCGAAACGAAACACGUGCGCUUCAACCGGUAUGUAUUGUUCGUACUUGCUUCUGUCGACUUCGGGCUCUUCCUUUUCGUCGGAGUCGUCCGACGAAAUCUCUAUU